AUGGCCGUGCCUGCCGUUACCACCUUCCCGAAGUCUAAUGACAGGGAUGAAGCUUUUGUCCAGGUCUCUGCUGAACGGGCGAGCUCAGAGAAGCAAAACGACAAAGAGUUGGAUGUCAAAAACGAGCUCUCGAACGAUGAAUUGGCUGACUUUGCUGCCGAGAAGUCUGCAUUGCGCAAGUUUGAUUGGAUUCUGCUACCGCAGAUCAUGAUGAUUGGCAUCAUGGCAGCCCUUGACCGCAUCAACAUCGGGAAUGCCAGGGUGAUGGGGUUUGAAACGUCGAUUGGUCUCACGGGCUCGCAGUUCAACGACAUCGCCAUGGUUUUCUCACCCACGUACAUCGUGUUUGAGAUUCCUUGGGUCGUCGCUGUGCCAUACUUUGGCAUCCAUCGGGUCCUGGCGGUCGCCGGGCUCGGCUGGGGUGUGGUCACUCUGGGAACAGGCUUCAUCCAUAACUACGGCCAGGCGAUCGCCACUCGUGUGCUGCUAGGUAUAUUCGAGGCGGCCUUGGUCCCGUGCCUGAUCUUCAUCAUUUCCACUAUCUGGCCACGUGAGUCUCAGGCCAAGCGAGUCGGGUUUGUCUAUAUCGCCAGCUCUAUAUCGGGCGCCUUUGGUGGCCUCAUCGCCUACGCAAUCCAGAUCUCGGGCGAACGGCAUGGUCUCGAGUCCUGGCGGUGGCUGUUCAUCGUGGAAGGUGUCGUCUCUACCGGCCUCGCCAUGAUCUGCUGGAUCUCCCUGCCUAAGUCGGCCGAAGACGCCUGGUUCCUGUCCGAGCGCGAAAAAUCCGCCAUGAUGGCCAAGAAGCAGCGCGAAAUCGUCUACAAGGGCGAAGCCCUGUUCACCUGGGCUACCUUCAAAGUGGCCUGCCUUGAGCCCCUCGUCUGGCUGGCUGGCCUCAUCCUCUUCUCCAACGCUUCCGCCGUUACGGGUUAUGCCGUCUUUCUGCCCACCAUCUUGGCCGGCAUGGGUUACACUCGCGUUCAGGCCAACUAUCUGACUAUCCCAAUCUACGGUUUUACCGGAAUUGUAGUCAUGUCCGCUGCCUACGUCUCCGACCGGCUCCAGCGUCGCGGUAUCAUCCUCGCCAUCCUUCCGCUCUUCCCCAUCGUUGGUUAUUCCAUAGCUAUCGGCACUGCCAACAGAGCAGCCGGUUAUUUUGGCAUGUUCCUAUGCGCAGCCGGCCUGAUCUCUUUCACGUGCAUCUUCUUGACUUGGCUUUCCAAUAACAUCGCCCCGGAUUCCAAAAGGUCGGUCGCUCUUCCAGCGCUCGUCUCUCUGGCCAACAUCUCCGGCAUUUCCUCGUCGUACAUCUACCAGCAAGACGAUGCGCCACGCUUCGUCCGGGGUAACUCGAUCAGUGUGUCAUUUGCUGUUAUGGUCGUGAUCGGCGUGGUGGGCAUGUAUUUUCUCCUCCUCAAAAGAAACAACGAGAAGAAAAAACUGCUCAGUGAGGGCGUGACCGACAAUGGCUUGAUGGGCGAUCGUGCCCUCAACUUUGAAUACAAGUUGUAA
Messenger RNA from Exophiala bonariae, 1512 nucleotides. RefSeq lists its product as uncharacterized. Gene Ontology annotation, molecular function: transmembrane transporter activity. The record is from RefSeq and is a predicted model, not a curated record. The transcript has 3 exons. Gene Ontology annotation, biological process: transmembrane transport. Bases 1 to 1512 code for a protein of 503 amino acids. Gene Ontology annotation, cellular component: membrane. NCBI's taxonomy places the organism in Eukaryota, Fungi, Ascomycota, Eurotiomycetes, Chaetothyriales, Herpotrichiellaceae.